Naegleria lovaniensis is the source of this 1035-nucleotide messenger RNA. RefSeq lists its product as uncharacterized. Bases 1 to 1035 code for a protein of 344 amino acids. The record is from RefSeq and is a predicted model, not a curated record. The transcript has a single exon. NCBI's taxonomy places the organism in Eukaryota, Heterolobosea, Eutetramitea, Acrasida, Naegleriidae.
AUGAAUCAUGAAAACAAUGAUGAGAAAUCUGUAUUUGCCGAGUAUCUUGCCGAACUGACUUCUCUCAUUCCGUUUGGUUAUCCUGUCAUUGCAACCUUGAUGAUCAAUCUGGGAGCACUUGUGGAGGCAGGAGCCACAUUGAACGAUACAACUAUUGGUUAUUUUGUCAAUUCGUUUGUUGGUCUGCUUGUGGAAUUGUGUCCACAAUAUUUGAGAAUUUAUCGCAAGUGCAAAUCUCCAAAAGUGUCAGAACAAACCAAGCAAAUUUUGGAAGCACAAUGUGAGUCUAUGAGUGAAGGCAUUGAUAAAGUGGAAAAAGCAGUCGUUUGCAUCACGAGUAGAUAUGCAUUGGCUCGAAAUUUAAUGAGACAACAUGCAAGCUUUACACAAUUACAAGAACUCACAACAGCGUUGAGAUUUCAAUUUCGAUUUCUAUUUUUUGCGACACAUUUAUUGCAUGAUGAGCCAAUUCUUAUCAUUCAUCCCAUUGAGAAAUGGGGCAUAAGAGCUAAAAUUUCAUGCAUUACUUCGAAUUGGACGUUGCAUAUGGUCAUGGCAUACUUUUUGAAACAACAAUUUCCUUCUCUUUCCAUCCAAUCGCCACGAGUGGAACAAGUGGAAUACUUACUUGGACAACGAUCAAAAGCAAAAGGAUCCAUGUUCUGGGUUUAUGAAAUGUACAACUGGACAGCAUUGGAUUCACUUCCAUCAGGUCAAGAGCAUGAAUCAUACGAACAACAUUGUUUCAACAACGGACUCGAUCACCGAAUUUGGGGAGAAGGUGUUCCAAGUGAUAUCACCAAAUUUGAAGGCAUUCGGGUCAUAUUAUUAGGACCAGCUCAAUAUGAAAGAAGAUGUAAUUUAAUGAAAGAUUUUACUGAACAAAAAGCUUCUUUUGAAAUUGAGCGAGAGAUGUCGCAAGAUGAAAUUGAAACUCUGUUGAACAAGAUGGUGAAUAUUAGCACUGAAGAAAAGAGGAGAAUUGUUGAACAAAGAAGCUUGGAAACUGGUGUUGGUUUGGUAGAUAAGGAAUGA